Dermatophagoides farinae (American house dust mite) is the source of this 3393-nucleotide messenger RNA. RefSeq lists its product as uncharacterized. Lineage: Eukaryota; Metazoa; Arthropoda; Arachnida; Sarcoptiformes; Pyroglyphidae. Gene Ontology annotation, cellular component: actin cytoskeleton; cytoplasmic side of plasma membrane. Gene Ontology annotation, biological process: plasma membrane organization; cell projection assembly. The record is from RefSeq and is a predicted model, not a curated record. Gene Ontology annotation, molecular function: actin binding; phospholipid binding.
GAAACCAAACCAAAAAAAAACCAGCGACGAAAGUGUCUGUGUCAAGUCCUUUGUCUGUUGGUUUUUUUUCAUUGUAAUAUUUUUACUAUUUUGUAUGUUUGAUAUUUGUGUGGCUUUCAAAAGGUCCGUGUGUUCGCGUUGUAGGAUCCAAAUGCUGAUUGUGUUAAUAUAUCCAGUGUUGUUCGGUGGAUCUGUGUCUUUUUCUUAUCACUAUGACUUGCUUGAUUUGAGUAUUAUUUUUUAAAUUACGAAUUAACCUUUACAUAUUUAGUCCCACAUUAACAACAGUCUUUGAAUACAUCAUUUUUGAAUUUGAUCAUAACUGUCUUGAGUUGCCUUGUUGUCUUCCGUUAUUUAUUUCUGUUUUACUCGUGUUCUCUGGAUUUUUCGAAAUUAACAUUCAUUUGUGCGAUUCAUUAAUUUUUUCCUAUUUAACUUGUAUCCCUUUUUAUUCACAUUCAACAUUCAAUUCAAUUUCGAAUCUGUUUGGAUAAUGAUUUAAACUAUAAUCACAGCAAUGAUGAUGGAACAAUCAACCAUAACCGAACAUGAUUGUAAUGUUCUUGGUGGCCUUUUUCAAAUCAUCAUCAAUGAUUUAAAGAAUGGUUCUUCAACAUGGGAUGAUUUCAUUCUAAAAGCGACCAAAUUUCAGGCUCACCUUAAAUCAACAAUAAAUGCAUCAACAGCAUUCUUGGAUUCAUUUCAAAAGAUAGCCGAUAUGGCAACGACAACUCGUGGUGGUACCAAAGAAAUCGGAACUGCUUUGACACGAUUAUGCCUUCGGCAACGAUCAGUUGAAGCAAAAUUAAAAUCCUUCAGUAGCGCUUUUCUGGAUUGUCUUAUUUUACCGCUACAGGAACGAGUUGAAGAAUGGAAAAAGGCAACCAUAGCUUUGGAUAAAGAACGUACUAAAGAAUUGAAACGCUUACGACAAGAAUUUAAAAAACGUCAAUUUUGUGAUUCACUCAGUACAUCCGGCAGUAUUCGUGGCAACAAAAAACAUUCUUCACGUUCAUUAAGCAAAAGUAAAUUUGAUUUUUUUGAUUCAUUAAAUAGUAAAGGUAUUUAUGGCACCAUUGGUGGCGGUUAUCAUCAUAAAUCAACAUCUUCAUUGACACGAUCAUUGGAUUCUGAAAUGGAAUGUAAUGAACGUUUAUUAAUGCUUGAAGAUUUAGAGAAAAAGGCCGUACGCCGAGCAUUGAUUGAAGAACGAAGUCAUUUUUGUUUGCUGGUGAAAUUUUUACGGCCAUUUAUUGAAGAAGAAAUAUCCAUGAUCGGUGAAAUAUCACAUAUACAAGAAAUAAUGGAUUCAUUGCAGAAAUUAACCGUCGAUCCAUUCGAUCUACCCGUAUCGAGUGAGACAGUUAUCUCGAAUCUUAAAUUAAAUAAGAAUGAUACUAGUCUUGCUUCUUGGAGUAUACACACACCUCCUAGUUCACCAAGUUCAUUAGGAUCUAGAAAAUCAAGCAUGUGUUCAAUAUCUAGUUAUAAUUCAUCAUCAAGCAAUUCAGCUGCAAACUAUAUUCACCAUCAACAUCAUCAAACACCAAAUCAUCAAACCCAGAGCAAAUAUUUUUCAACAACAGAUCCGCUUACAUCAACUGUAUACGGAUCGAAUGUUUCAUAUUCUGAUAAUAAUUUGAAAAAAAUCGGUGAUAACGAUCUACAAUUUCAGAUUGAUUCUAUAUCAUCCAGCAAUAAUUCCGAAAAGAAUACAAUAAAAAUUACGUCAACAAAUCCAUUUUUGAGUUCAUACAAUCAAAUUCAAAACAAAAAUGAUGAUCCUGAAUCAUUUUAUGAUAAGAAUCCUACAUCAUCCAUAUCAUCAAAUCAAACAUAUUUAUUACCCAGUCACGAAUCAGAUGGAUCAAUAACGCCUACCAAUGCUGAUCUUCAGAAAAGUCUAAUGUUUACCACUAGUGAUCAUUCACAAAAUUCUAAUAUGAUGAAUUCAAUCUAUAAAAGUGAGGAAAAAAUUUAUCAAAAAUCUAAUAAACCACCACCUGCCCCACCAGUACGACGGACAUCAUCCUUAUCAAAUCCUAAUGCAAUUACAUUAGGAACGUUAAAAAAUAAUAGUAAUAACUUUACUAAUAAUGGCAAUAACAAUAAACAUCAUGAUGAUGCUGUUGCAUCUAAUGUCGUGAAAAAUUCUUCACUUUAUGAUGAAAUUAAUGUAUUAACAAAAUCAAUGAAUGAUAUUAAUUUUACCCUGAAAAAUACCGAUUUCACUAAUAUAAGCUCAUGUAGUAUGGCCAAGCAAUCCGAUAAAACAAUGAUCGAAGAUAAAAGCUAUCAUGCACAACAACAAUCAAAUCCUAAUAGUGAAAGAGAUAAAAAUGAUUACAAGAUUGUCAAGAAAAUAUUUGAAAGCUACAAUAAUCAACAGCAACCAAUUCAAUCAUCGUCAAACAUAUUCAAAUCAAUCGAUUCCGAUGAUGGUUCACAGUUACCAUUACCUGCACCACCCCCGGAAGCAUUCAUAGCUGAAUCGACUAUUGCAACAACAAUGCCUACACCGUCAAUAUCAUCACAGAAUACAUCCUCAAAUAAUAAUAAUAAUAAUAAUCAUCAUCACUACCAAUCACAACAUCACCAUCAUUACAAUAAAAUUACAAAUGUACAUCGUGAAUUCUUGGAAACACUGAAUACAAAGCUGAGCCAAUCACCAUUGGUAUAUCAGAACAAUGCCAAAAUUUCCAAAAGACGAAAUUCAUCAAAUCGAUCCAUUCCGGAUGAUAAUAUGACCUCGAGCUAUUCAGGAAAACAUCGUCAUUCGCAUCGUAGCCAAUCGGCUUCUCGAUCAUCUAGUCGAAAAAAUUCCAUUGAAAAAAAUAAUGGAUUUACCGUAUCCAGUAGCCUGAAUAAUGAGAGUUUUGUUGAUAAGCUAAGUCAAACAUUAUUACAGAAACAACAGCAGCAACAACAACAACAACACAAUGUAGCAAUGACAAUGAAUGAGAUAGCUAAAGCGGCUGCUUCAAGUGCAUUACAACGGAAACAAUCCGUACCGGAAUUAAAUUCGACAGAACAAUACAAUCCGUCAUUCAAGAAUCAAAAUCGAGUCACAUUUUCAAGCUCAUUGAAUUUAUCUACUAGCGGUAAUUCCGGUGGCAAUAACAACAAUCAAGCAUUCCAAGUAGUCGAAAUACAAACAAAUUCAACACAGCAACCAAUCUAUGCUAGCCGAACUCAAUUACAACGAGAAAUCCAUAAUUUAUAUGGAACACUUGGUCAUCGUUCUGAUAUUUAUACCGAUAACAGUGGCAAUGGUCAUCAGCGAUCAUCUUCUUAUUAUCAUCAGCAAAACGGCUUUUUCAAUAAGUUGUAAUAUUCAGAAAAAAAAUCUGGUAACCUUGGAACCUAUCAUUUACGGUACAUUCAAUCAAACAG